GUCACAAGCGGUUGUGUACUUACAUGGACAUAGUUUGAUCGCUUCAAGACUCGAGUACGGACCGACCCCAGCCUGGCUCAGACGGACUUAGAGACGAUAGACGAAGCCUUGGUUCAAAUAUGGAGCAUCAGUAGGCCAGUUGGGGGAACGUAAGAAUGCAACUUGGCAUACUUCUUUGAAUGAGUGACCAUUGAUACACCUCCGUCUCGCAGCUGCACUCUUUCUUUGGGAUCUGUCGUUCGCCGCCGACUACCUACUGUCCCCUCAAACCCCGUAUCCCCUACUAGCUUGCCUACUUCGUCCGCGGUCUAGUUCAAGCUUAUAUAUAAGCAGCCCUAUCACGUUCCUUACUCGAUGCCCAACCCUCAAGGAAGAAAUGGGUAUGCUAUUGCUCCUUCAGAUGAAGCUAUACGACCGCUAGUGGAACGAUUUGUUGCAAGUGGCUACACCAACCUAGAAAUCAUUUCUCGUCUUCGAGAAUGCAAUCUCGUUAUAUCAAUCAGCCUUCUGAAAAAACGCCGCUCGCAAUGGGGGCUCAAGUCUUCUCGUGGUCAGGCGCACACAAUUGAUACCAUAGGCCCUGCUAUCGAGCGCGUUCGUAAACGCUUCCCAAAACAAGGCUCGCAUGAUAUGAAGCAGAUGCUUCUGCAAGAGGAGCACAUUAUGGUUUCAAGAGACUUAAUACUUCAAUAUAUGAAUCUCCACCAUCCAGGCGAAGUUCAACUUCGAAAGAGCCGCCGGAUUAAGCGCAGUACCUACUGGACUGCGGGCCUUCAUGACAUCUGGAUCUUUGACCAGCAUGAUAAGUGGCGUCGUUUCCAAUUGUUUUUGCAUGUUGGCAUAGAGCCGUUCUCGGGUCGAAUUCUCUGGCUUAAAAUUUGGUGGACCAACCAUAAUCCUCGUCUAAUUUGUGGCUGGUACUGUGACACAGUUCAAACACUGGGAGCCAUGCCUCUUGUGACCCAGAGUGAUCCUGGCACUGAGAACAACGGCAUUGCAAAUGGCCACACAAUGCUACGCCACCUUCAAGAUCCAGCGCUCGCUCGGACGCUCCAGCACAAGUUUAAGGGGAAGCAUCGUAAUAUUAAGCCAGAAAUAUUCUGGAGUCAAUUACGCCGUCGCUGGGCACCAGGCUUUGAGGAUAUCCUUGACUUUGGUUUGAACAAUGGCAUCUAUGACCCUGAUGACGCCCUGGAGAAGCUCGUGUUUCACUUCAUUUUCAUUCCCUGGUUGCAGGAUGAGCUUGAUCAUUUUGCUGCGAGGUUCAACAACACCAAGCCGCGUUUCAAUAUGCACAAGAUCCUUCCGCAUGGACGCCCAAACGAUAUCUUCCAUCAUCCAGAAAGGUUUGAUUCGCGGGAUUUUUCUGUGAAAGUCGAUAUCCCUUCACUCGAGCUUGUCCGUCAAACAUAUGCUCCGCUGGACCAUCCUGUGUUUCUCUUGGUACCUCGAGAGUUCUUCGAACAAGCCACUGCGUUCAUGACGGAGCUUGGUCACACAGAAAUCACCGGUGAUAAUAUUUGGGAUGUGUAUGCUGAGCUUCUAAUGUGCUUCCGAUCCAUCGAGGAUGAGGAUUGUGUUCAAAACAUCAUUGCUGCACGACCGGUGGUUCCUGAAGACAGAGAGGAACAGAUCGAGAGUGAGAAGAUGGAUGUUGUAGAUCUGCCACCAUAUAUUGAGGGAGCAGGGUGCAGGACGAUCACUGACGAAUCUGCAGCUGGCAACAAGUCAUCUGAUGAGGACUCUGACUUCUAUGAUUUUGUCUGGACUGACGAGGAGGACUGCUAGAUACUCUUACCACUGCAAUGUGUCCAUCAAAAAUAACAUUGUGUUGUGGAUUCACCAUA
Suillus subalutaceus is the source of this 1847-nucleotide messenger RNA. RefSeq lists its product as uncharacterized. The record is from RefSeq and is a predicted model, not a curated record. Lineage: Eukaryota; Fungi; Basidiomycota; Agaricomycetes; Boletales; Suillaceae. The transcript is spliced from 8 exons. The coding region runs from base 355 to 1788 and encodes 477 amino acids.